AUGUGCCUAAGGCCAAUAAUUGUGGUAGAUGGCACACACUUGAAGGGUCGUAACAAAGGGAUCUUGUUUGUUGCAGUGACGAAGGAUGGUAACGAACAAGUCUUUCCCAUGGCAUUCGGCGUUGGGCCUAUAGAGAAUAAUGAAUCUUGGACGUGGUUUUUGUCUCGAUUGAAGUUGGCUUAUGGUCAGAAUUCUGAAACUUUGAUUGUUUCAGAUGCACAUGUCAGCAUAGAGAAUGCUAUAAAUGUUGUAUAUCCUGAUGUUGCACAUGGUUUGUGCUACUACCAUCUGCUGAACAAGCUCACUCGGUUUGGCAAGGCAGCAGUUGCACUAUAUCAGAAAGUCGCUUAUGCAUAUAGAGAUAGUGAGUUUGAUGCUGCGAUGGCAAGUUUAAAAGCUCUUAAGGAAGAAGGUGGAGCUUAUAGCAAAUUGAUGCAGUUUUUUGACAUCAAAAAUAUCGAUGAAUCGUUCAAUUCUCGUUUGUUGUGGGCCAAACGGUUGCCUAUAUGCUCCAUGGUGGAGGCAAUCCGUCACAUCAUAGAGAAAUGGUUCGAUGAAAGACAUGAAGCUACAAAGUCAUUUUCUGGUGAUGUUACACAGGAAGCACUACGCAAGCUAAGUGUUGAAUUGGAGAGAUCAAGGAGAUACGAGGUCAUUUCCAUGUCACGUACUGCUUUCAAGGUUAAGAGUUCGAACAAAACAUUCAAAGUUAAUCUACAAACGCAGUCGUGCACUUGUGUGGAGUGGGAUUUGAACAUGCUACCUUGCUCGCAUGCAGUUGCAGCAAUAAGGCAUAUAGGUGAUGAUAUCUCCAUGCAUGUUGGAGAUUAUUAUCAAGUUGCAAAACUACGUAAGGCGUAUUCUUAUCGAGUGAAUUCUGUACCACCAUUAGCGUCCUGGACGAUUCCUGCAAAUAUUCAAGGUCUCGCCAUAGAUCCUCCUAUAAUCGGUAAACAAUCUGGGCGUCCAAAGACCACGCGCCAUCGGGGACCAAAUGAGAAAACUACACAAAGCCGAAGAGCUGGACCAGAUAAUGCUCCUUCGACUAGCACAAGUCGUGCCCCAAGAACAUGUAGCUUGUGUGGAUCUGCAUCGCACACUAGAGACAUUUGUACUUAUCUGGUGAGCAAUGAGUGA
Salvia miltiorrhiza (redroot sage) is the source of this 1137-nucleotide messenger RNA. RefSeq lists its product as uncharacterized. Lineage: Eukaryota; Viridiplantae; Streptophyta; Magnoliopsida; Lamiales; Lamiaceae. The record is from RefSeq and is a predicted model, not a curated record. The coding region runs from base 1 to 1137 and encodes 378 amino acids. Gene Ontology annotation, molecular function: zinc ion binding. The transcript has 3 exons.